AUGCUCGCUCCGCGCCUUCUCGCACGGCCUGCUGCUGCAGCACGCUCGGCCACUGCCGCCGCCGCUGUGCCCUCGCGCGCCCUGCCGCGCCUCGCGACUGCGUCCGGCACGCGCCGCCACGUCUCCUCGCGCGCCGCAGCCGCCGCCUCGUCGGCCGCCGCGCCCCGUGCGGCACCUGUGCGCCGCCUCCACGCCUCGGCGCGCCGCUCCAACGCUCAGCCCGUCGACGACGCCGAGGCGCCCUUUGAUCUCGCCAGCGUAGAGCGCGUCGAGGACGAGGCGGACGUGCUCAUUGUCGGCGGCGGCCCGGCCGGCCUCAGUGCCGCCAUCAAGAUCAAGCAGCUGGCCGAGGCAAAGGGCGAGGAGAUCCGCGUGGUGCUGCUCGAGAAGGGCGCCGAAGUGGGCAAUCACAUUUUGUCCGGCGCAGUGAUCCAGACAAACGCGCUCGACGAGCUCUUCCCCGACUGGAAGGAGAUGGGCGCGCCCCUGCACCAGCCCGCGCUCGAGGACCACAUGCGCUUCCUCACCGCCUCGUCGUCGUUCCCCAUGCCGCACCCGCCGCAGAUGAGCAAUAAGGGCAACUACAUCGUCUCGCUCUCGCAGGUCACCGCGUGGCUGGGCGAGCAGGCCGAGGCAGCCGGUGUCGAGAUCUAUCCUGGUUUCGCUGGCGCGGACAUUGUCUGGCAGACCGACGCCGACGGCAAGAAGACGGGCGUGCGCGGCGUGCGCACCAACGACAUCGGACUCGACAAGAACUUCCAGCCCAAGGACACGUUCGAGCCGGGCAUGGAGUUCCACGCGCCGAUCACGCUUUUCGCCGAGGGCGCGCACGGCUCGCUCUCGCAGAAGGUGAUCAAGGAGCUGGGCCUGCGCGAGGCGGUCGGGGCAGACCCGCAGACGUAUGGCCUCGGCAUCAAGGAGGUGUGGAAGGUGGCGCCGGAGAAGCACCAGCCGGGUCUCGUCACGCACACGCUCGGCUGGCCGCUCGACGCCAAGACAUACGGCGGCAGCUGGUGCUACCACAUGGCUGACGGACUCGUGUCCAUCGGCCUUGUCGUGGGCCUCGACUACAAGAACCCGUAUCUCUCGCCAUUCCGCGAGUUCCAGCGCAUGAAACACCACCCGCUCUUCGCGAAUUUGCUUGAGGGUGGCACGUGCGAGGCGUACGGCGCCCGCGCGCUGAAUGAGGGCGGGUACCAGUCAAUCCCCAAGCUGCACUUCCCGGGUGGCGCCUUGCUCGGCUGCUCCGCUGGCUUCCUGAACGUGCCCAAGAUCAAGGGCACGCACAACGCCAUGAAGAGCGGCAUGCUCGCGGCCGAGAGCACGGUCGAGGCAUUUCGCAAGCGCAGCGAGGCCGGCUCCGAGGAUCUGCUCGACAUUGAGGACUACCGGACGAAGCUGGACGCCUCUUACGUCAUGAAGGAGCUCAAGGAGGUCCGCAACCUCCGCCCAUCCUUCCACAACCCGCUCGGCCUGUGGGGCGGCAUCGCCUACUCGGGCCUCGACUCGCUGAUCCUCAAGGGCCGCACGCCCUGGACCUUCCACCACCCAUGCGAGGACCGCGAUGCGACGCUGCCAGCAUCGCAGUGCACUCCGAUCGACUACCCCAAGCCCGACGGCAAGCUCUCGUUCGACAUCCUCACCUCCGUGUCGCGGACAGGCACGAACCAUGCCGAGAACCAGCCCGUGCACCUGCACGUGAAGGGCGGCGACUACGAGGGGCACACCAAGACGAACGUCGGCGAGUACGCCGGUCUGCUGGGCCGCGCCUGCCCUGCUGCAGUGUACGAGUACGUCGAUGCCGAGGGCGGCAAGGAACACGCGUUCGGCAAGCGGUUCGAGAUCUCGAGUCAGAACUGCAUCCACUGCAAGACGUGCAGCAUCAAGGUCCCGGACGCCAGCAUCGAGUGGCGCGUGCCCGAGGGCGGCGGCGGACCAAAGUAUUCCCUGUCUUGAUGUCGCCAUCGACUCCGUGCGCGGCCCCCUUCACACUGUUCGUCCUCAUCAAUGAUACACUGACGUCGCAUUAGAUGGCAUCACCGCGCUGCGCCCGCACCACCCUCGACACGCAGGCUGUGCAAUACUCAAUGCAGGCCUCGUCCGGCUCCGUGCGUCACAG
This is a messenger RNA of Tilletiopsis washingtonensis, 2119 nucleotides long. RefSeq lists its product as hypothetical. Gene Ontology annotation, molecular function: electron-transferring-flavoprotein dehydrogenase activity; iron-sulfur cluster binding. Gene Ontology annotation, biological process: electron transport chain. NCBI's taxonomy places the organism in Eukaryota, Fungi, Basidiomycota, Exobasidiomycetes, Entylomatales. The coding region runs from base 1 to 1956 and encodes 651 amino acids. Gene Ontology annotation, cellular component: mitochondrial inner membrane. The transcript is spliced from 4 exons. The record is from RefSeq and is a predicted model, not a curated record.